UGUGUCUUGUUUAUAUAUUUAAAAAAAUACACAAGGUUUGUUAGUGUGAAUUCAGAAACAUGAAGAAGUUACUGGGUAUACUUUUUGUAUUACCCAUAUUAUGGACUAUAACAUAUGCAUAUAGGAUUACUUACCUUCAUGUAGUAUCAGAGAUUGACUACCGUUUCUCCCGGACGAUAGUCACAAGUAAAAUAUCAAACAAUGAUAGCUGGCCAGCAGAUCUUCGGUUUGACAUGGACUUACCAGAGGAGGCCUUUAUUUCUUCUUUCAAAUUGAUCGUCAAGGGUAAAGAAUAUCUUGGUAGAAUAAAAGAAAGAGAGAUUGCUCGUCGAGAAUUCGAGGAAGCCCAGAUGCAGGGCAGAACUGCAGGGCACAUAGUUACAAGGCCAAGAAGCACAAACAGCUUCCAAGUUCAACUUAAUGUUGCUGCUUUCGAGGAGGUGAAGUUCGAGUUAACAUACAGAGAACUCCUGAGAAGGGUAAAGGGAUUUUAUAAUCACGUGAUCUUCUUGAGUCCUGGCAUGCCAAUCGAAGACUUCCUUAUAAGUGUGAUGAUCACAGAGUCUCAGAAAAUUAACCCAAUCAAAAUACCACCUCUGCAAACGGAUAUAUUAACAGAGGGCCCAUUGGGCACCAAUGAUUUGGCAACUGUAGAAUUCUUACCAACCGGAAACCAAGCAAUAGUGACAUACCAACCCACACUUAGACAACAGGUAGAACUUUCUGAGUAUGGGCUAUCCGGUAAAUUUAUCGUCCAAUAUGACAUCGAAAGAUCCCUUGAUGCUGGCGAAAUUCUGGUUAUGGACGGCUACUUUGUCCAUUAUAGUGCUCCUAAUUUGCCACCCAUACCGACAGACAUCGUUUUGAUCUUUGACAAGAGUGGUUCAAUGUUAGGUCGGAAAAUGAGCCAACUUCAGGCUGCCCUUUAUAGGAUUUUAGAUGAUGUUAAACCCGAGGACAGAAUUUUGAUGAUUUCUUUUUCGGCUAACGUUCAUUCCUGGAAAGCAAGAGAUGGAUUUAGGUGGAUGAAUAGGGGAUUGGCACCAGCCACUCCUAAUGUUAUUGCAGAUGCCAAGCAGUAUGUCAGAAGUCAGAUGCCGUAUGGAGGAACGAAUAUUAACCGCGCCUUUGUUGAUGGGUUUAGGGAAUUCAAUACACAGCAUGUUGGCGAUCGACCUGCAAUGAUGAUUUUCUUAACCGACGGAAAACCUACAAUAGGCGAAAGAAACCCAGAAAGAAUUUUGGAAAACAUCGUGAACGCCAACUCGGCCUGGAAUAUUCCUAUCUUUACCCUCGCUUUUGGAGAAGAAGCAGACUAUGGUAUUAUGAAGAGAAUUGCUGCACAUAACUUUGGAUUUGCAAGAAAAAUAUAUGAACAAUCUGAUGCAACAUUGCAAAUUACUGGAUUCUACGAGGAGAUCUCAAGCAUUCUUCUGGAAGAUGUUGACUUCAAAUACCUGGAUGGUGCCUUAUACGACACUACAGUUACUAACAAACACUUUGAAAAUUACUUUGGAGGAACAGAGCUCGUCGUUGCGGGCCAGGUGAAUGAUCUCAACCUUUUGCAGCAAGGUAUGGCAAUUACAGCCAAAAGGUACAACGGUACUUUUAAUUUACCUUACCCCCCGAAUCAGUGUAAAAUCCUUCCCUCUGAAAACCAAGGAUUGCCUCCUGGACAACGUCACCCUGGGAUGAUGGAGAAACUAUGGGCUUACUUGACCAUUAAGCAACUACUGAGAAAAAGGGAAACUACAGAUGUCAUUCAGGAAAUACUACAGAUAGAAGGCGAAAUAAUUAAAAAAGCUCUUAAGUACCAAUUUGUGACACCACUUACAUCAAUGAUCGUAACCUUGCCAGACAGGAAACAAGUAGAACCUUGUACAUGUGGAGCAAUUCCACGAGCAGGUGGAGCACCCGGAGGAAUUAUUCCGCCAGGAGGUGUUAUUCCACCAGGAGGAAUAAUUCCGCCACUGCCAGGUGGAGGAGCUCCACCACCCCCGUUCCCCCCGCCAGGUCAACCAAUCAAUCCGGGCUUCAUCGACAAGCAUCUUGGUGGCUGUAAGUUUUUGCUAUUGUUCACUCGAGCUCACAUUGUCAAAGGAAAGUCACGUGAACACACUCAUCCAUGCUUCUCUCUCGCAACGCAUGCCUAUAAGAUUUAUAAAUAUUGUGAUAUGAUAUCGAUUUACAAACUAAACGAAUCCACAAAAAACAGACGACUUAGAGGUGUGGUCAGAUGCAUAGAAGGAGAAAGUGGUGCAUUUCAGCGGGGAGCGGGGAGGAAGAGCGUGGUUCUCGGAUCAGAUGCAGGUUCAACAGGUCCGAAAGAAGUCCCAACUGAACCGUCACCGCCUGUUCAAGCAGGGGGCACUAUUGCUGGUGGUGCCACUGAACCUGUUCAAGCAGGGAGCUCUGUGACAGCUACCUCUCCCACCCCUGCAUUUGUAAUGAGGCCAUCCAGAGGGACGGACUCCAUAUGUUUUAAUCUUCCGCUGUCUUCAAAUUCCAAAUAUAACUUUUUGGACGUAGAAACGGAUAAACGACGCAGCACAUCGUAUAUAUUUACUGCAAAAAUGGGUCAAAAUUCAGUGGAUGAAGUUAAGGUUGACCGAAAGAUGAAGUGGGGCAGGCCUAGGACGUUGGUUACUGUAAAGAAAAACGAUGGUAAAACAUUCAAACAAGGAAGAGGUGUAGACGUCACAGUCUACGGUAAUGCUGAAGGGGUCGUCACCUAUUUUGUUGAAAUACCCACAAAGUGGACUCAAAACGGAUUGCUAACUGAGCUUAGUAAACUACAAUUCACUAUUACUAAAAAUGGAGAUACCGCAACAAUCUCCAUUAGCAACGGACCACGUGCUUCCCUCGAGUCAGCAACAGCAAGCCAGAUACCCGAUGGGCGUGGUCAUUAUGACACGAGGGAGCGUAGCUCCCGAGUUGUCAUUAUGACCACGCCCAUCGCGGAGCAUAGGAACACUGUACAAAAGCCUCGAAUCUAUUUUCUUCAUGUUAACUCAGAAAUAAAAUAUCGAUUCUCAAGAACAGUCAUCACAAGUAAAGUUGUCAAUCCGGGGACAGAGGCAUCUGAAACUGUCUUUGACGUCACUCUUCCAAAUGAGGCUUUCAUGACAUCCUUUAAAAUGAUAAUUAAUGGAACCGAAUAUAAAGGGGAAGUCAAGGAAAAAGAACAGGCCAAACAGGAAUAUGACGCAGCCAGGUCACGUGGUCAAAGUGCUGGACAUAUAGUUGCAAAACCAAGAGAUUCCAAUAAAUUCCAGAUUCAAAUAAACGUUGCUGCCGCUGAAAAGGUGACGUUCGAGUUAACUUAUCGGGAACUUUUACGAAGAAGAACUGGAAAAUACGAGCAGUUAAUUUACAUAAAUCCUGGACAAAUUAUAGACGAUUUCAGGGUCGAUGUUUCUAUUGAGGAGUAUAGGAAUAUAACGUCAGUUCAUGUUCCACCUUUACGUAACGAUGUCUUGACAGAUGACACGGAAGGGAAAAAUAAAGACGCAGAAAUUGUACACCUCUCUCCAACUCAAGUGAAAAUUUCCUACUCGCUGACAAAGUCACAACAAGAGAUUUUGUCUAAACAAGGGAUUUCUGGGCAAUUCGUCGUCCAAUAUGACGUUGAGAGAGAGAAAAAUUCUGGAGAAGUUAUGGUAAUGGAUGGUUACUUUGUUCAUUUUCUGGCGCCGGAUGGCCUGGAUCCUAUGCCCAUGGACAUUGUUUUCAUCUUAGACAGGAGCGGAUCCAUGAGCGGAACUAAAAUCAAACAACUCCGGCAAUCCAUGUUUAAAAUCCUAGACGAAAUAAGCGAAAACGAUCGAUUUAUAUUAAUAGCCUUCGAUAAUAAGUUGAAGUUUUGGCGCCGGGAACUAGCUCAAGCGACAACCGAUAACAUCGUAGAUGCCAAACAAUUCAUUCAGAACACCGGCGCGGUGGGACAAACAGACAUCAACUUGGCGAUGACAGAAGGGUUAAAUCUGCUUUCACAAAAUACUCAGGAAUCCCGAGCCCCGGUCCUGGUUUUCCUCACAGACGGACAACCCACUUCCGGAGUCACCAACACAAACAAAAUUCUUGAAAAUAUCCGAAAGUUUAACGAAGUUGACAUUCCAAUUUUCAGCCUUGCUUUUGGUCAAAGUGCAGACUUUGAUUUUACCAAGAAAGUUGCCGCCCAGAAUGACGGUCUUGGUAAAAGAAUAUACGAAGAUUCGGAUGCCGCUCUUCAAAUUGCAGGGUUUUACCAAGAAAUUUCAGUUGUUCUAAUGAGAAACAUAUCUUUCAAAUAUAUUGAUGGUACAUUAAAUGAGUCUACAGUGACUCAAACUGAUUUCAACACAUAUUUCAAGGGCUCGGAACUCGUUGUCUCAGGAAAGAUAGAAGAUAUGACAAAAUUGCAAGAUGGCGUUGAUAUUUAUGCUAGAGGAGUCAACAGCGAGAAGGUCGCGCUUCGAAGACCAUCUAUUUGUAUUCUACCGCCGCCGCGACCAUUUCCUCCAAUUAGACCCGCCCCUUCGCCGAAACCUCAACCAAAACAUCCAAACAUGAUGGAAAAUCUAUGGGCUUAUCUCACAAUUAAACAGCUACUUCGAACUAAAGAUGGUCUUGAUGACGAAGACGAAAUUAAAAACAUCGAAAAGAAAAUUUUGGACAUGUCUCUGAAGUAUCAAUUUGUUACCCCUUUGACGUCAAUGGUCGUGACCCUUCCAGACGAUUCUAAACCUAUCCUGCAGAGUGUCAACACAGACAACGUUCCGCAAAGCGAGUCUUUGCUGAUAUUACCAUCACGGAUAUACAGCAAUGGUGGAGCUAUGUUUGGCAUGCAUCCUUUAUCUGUGAGAUAUUUUAAGUCCCCGUUUCUGUUUGGUAAUUUCCCUUUUCAAACAUCAUAUGGUUCAACUAUGGCUAGGAGAAGAAAAUUUAAUCCCCUGAAAGACAAAUCUACAACUACCACUGCCCGUUCACCUCUUUCAUCGGUAACUCAAGGUAAUUUCACUUUUCAAACAUCAUAUGGUUCAACUAUGGCUAGGAGAAGAAAAAUUCAUCCCCUGAAAGAUAAAUCUACAACUACCACUACCCAUUCACCUCUUUCUUUGGUAACUCAAUUAAGUACGCCAAGCCCAGCAGUGAAGGGUCAGACAUUGCCAUCCUUCAUUGUUCAAAUAUCCAAGGUGAACAUCUGCUUUGAUUUAUCGUUGAAAAAGUCAAGGGCCUACAACAUAAUCAAGAUGGCAAAACAAAAUAAUGGUUGCACCAUACUUGCAAAUACUGCCAGCAAACAAAACAGGGCCCUCAAAACGUUUGCCAGCAUGAAGGUAGAAAAGUUCAAAGGAAAAAGAAUACAGGAAACGAUCAAUGUUGAUGUAAUUAAAAAUAUUACAAGUUUGCAAUGCGACAUGGAUGGAAUAAAAUUGGACGUCGAAAAGGAUCAACACGGACUCAGAUUAAAGGCGGAAAUGCACGGCCGCCAACGGAAACAGUAUGACGGGAUUCUCAGUCACUUUGUCAAUAUGAAAUGCAAGAUAGUCAGACAAUUUUCAAGAAAAGGAAAAUUAAUGGCGAAAGUUAAAUGCAGACGACGUGGAAGACCUACACUAAAGUUAAAAGCCGUUCAGAAGACAUCGUCAUCCGGUGAUUCCUGCUGGUUCCUUAACAAGAGAAUUGUAAAUUCCCUGAACAUUAGUCCUACAAACUAUGAGAUCACGCCAUAAUUUUUUAUGAAGUAUAUUCUCAUGCAAUGCCAUACUUUUAUAUUUUUUUGUCCAUUUCAAGUUGUCAGUACAAAUAUUCCUGUUGUUGCCGAUGUUGUUGUUCAUAUUUUUUAUGGAUAAGGGCCAUCUGAAAUAUUUUUAAUUAAUCUUAAAAAAUCCUUAGAUUACAAAUCGUAUUCGUAAGGGAUCAGCAUAAUUUCUGUUUGAUUAAAUGAUCACUAACUGUUGGAAUUGCAAAUAUGCUAUAUGUUUGUCUCUCAUUCUUUAAAUUAAUUUUUCCAACCUAUAACAUUCCAACAUAAAUCAUAAAUGCGUUUAGUGUAUAUCGAUACAUGUACAGUUCUUUUGUUUAAAAUUAGAAAGGCUGUUUACUUCAUUGUAAAUAUAUUUUUUUGAUUGAAAAUGAAUUUAUUUUUUUUAUCAUGCUUGUAAUUCAGAUUUUAUAAUAAAUAAAAUAUCAGAACAUUGAA
Saccostrea cuccullata (small rock oyster) is the source of this 6184-nucleotide messenger RNA. RefSeq lists its product as uncharacterized. NCBI's taxonomy places the organism in Eukaryota, Metazoa, Mollusca, Bivalvia, Ostreida, Ostreidae. The coding region runs from base 60 to 5714 and encodes 1884 amino acids. The transcript has 33 exons. The record is from RefSeq and is a predicted model, not a curated record.